AACUGGUACAUAAGCAAGGUCCCUCCCCGCCGAUCGGUGAUUGAAGGAGCGGCGAGGGAGAGGCAGGAGGGAGGUCAAGUCGGCCACAGUCCAGUCUAGUUCUCCCUUCACUCUUUCUCGUUUUUAGCAGCCCAGCGGUCGUUGUUUUUCUUUUUCUCCCCGGGCGCUGACUAUCAUCUGAUCUCGGCACCCCAAGCGGCCAAUGGAUAUGAAAGCGGAGGCGCAGCGAGUCAUGGCCGUGGCGUUGGGCAAAAUGUACAGCUCUCGCCUGCAAAGAGGCGGCGCACGGCUCCACCGGAGCCUGCUCUUGUCGCUGGUUCUCCGGGGAGCUCAGGACGUAUACCUCGGUCUCCGGGCCGCCCGGGAGCUGGGGCAAGAGGAGCCCGCAGCCUCGGGGAUGGAGGUGGUGGAGGAGAGUGAAGCGGCGGCGACAGUGGGGAGAGAGGAGGAGGAGGAGGCGGAAAGUCCAGCGCAAGGCGUCGAGUUAAUGGACUGUUCGGCACAACCUGUCUCUCCUGUGGAAAGUCGAGCUCAAUGUAUCGAGUCUCCACAAUGUAUCCAGGCGGCUGAAUGUAUCGACUCUCCACAAUGUAUCCAAGCGGCUGAAUAUAUUGACUCUCCACAAUGUAUCCAAGCGGCUGAAUGUAUCGAGUCCCCACAAUGUAUCCAAGCGUCUGAAUGUAACGAGUCCCCACAAUGUAUCCAGUCGCAGGGUGAAGUUUCACAACAAUGUAUCCAGUCAGCAGAGUGUGGACAAGCCGAUGUACCUGAACGAUGCAGGGACCCGGCCAACCAGCAACUUGUUCCCCGGGCUGACCGGGGCAAGAAGCGACGGAAAGGCAGCCCGGAGCCCGAGGGAUUACCGAGCAAGCGGCCCAGGCUGGAGGAGGCGGAGGCGGCGGCGGUAGAGGAAGGAGAGUCGGGCCCGCCAGCCCACGUCCAAGCCGCCAGCCUUGGGUCGGCCCUCCAGCUGAAAGUGAAAGAGAAAGAGCAGCCUGUGUCGCAGGGACAGAUCUGGAGGGACAGGGUCCUGAGCGAGUUGGCCUUGUGGGUCCGGCCCAUCGUGGCUUAUUGAAGGUGUCGAGGGAAGCCCGCGGUGGCUGCUGGGAAACUGACAUGGAGAUGACGAACUGACAAAGGGGACUCGCCCUGCCCUGACGGCGGCGGCACACGGCCCGGGAGCCCUGGACAGCCAAGCCUACUGCUUGCAGGCUCAACCCGAACACAAAGCCUGCCUCGGAGAGUCUAGUGCGGGGAUUUGGAGCCCGGAAGAGCGACCAGACCAAUUAGUAUCAAGUUGCACAACACAGCCCAAACCAGCGGCAGGGUUGUCUCAAAACAGUCCUGCCUUUUUAUUAUUUUUAAUAUCGAUAAUUUAUGAUCAUGGACACUUAUUUAUGAUCAUGGACUCUGAAGUAAGCCCGUCGGAUCAUCUACGGACCGAGCCUGGUGUUUGUUCUAAUAUAUAUAUGUGUGUGUGUGUGUCUUGAAACCGCUCAAUAGCUCUGAGCUAUAGAUGACUCACUCAGUUUGGACCAUUGCACCUCAUUGCGUCAGAAGGUUAAUGACAUGGAAGUCGGAAAUGUAUUUUUAAAAUCCAAGACUUGGCGAACAGUGCCACACACACACACACUCACCACCCUCUGACGAAUCAUUUUCUACUUCAAGCCCGCUGGCCUCUGCUACUUCAGAAGUUCAACUCUGCAUACUUGAAAUGUACUUGCAAAAUUCAGGUCUUGGAAAUAAAACCGACCAAUAAAAUGUUUUUAUUUAAAAAAAAAGACAA
Leucoraja erinaceus (little skate) is the source of this 1786-nucleotide messenger RNA. RefSeq names its product immediate early response gene 5-like protein. Lineage: Eukaryota; Metazoa; Chordata; Chondrichthyes; Rajiformes; Rajidae. The coding region runs from base 203 to 1075 and encodes 290 amino acids. The transcript has a single exon. The record is from RefSeq and is a predicted model, not a curated record.